CAACGGGCCACAACCUUGAUGGAUUAAUGCUCGUGUGGGCUAACAUGGUAGCCCUAGUUCAUUUCUGUAUAUCGGAAAACCCACUCGGCGAGAGAGGAGAGAGAUCGGAGCAGAACCUUAGAUAAAGCGCGAGGAUGAGCGGGAGCGGGGCGAAGAAGGUGGUGGAGACGGCAGUGAAGGCAACUAAGGCGAUAGACUGGGAUGGCAUGGCGAAGUUGCUCGUCUCGGACGAGGCGCGGAAGGAGUUCGCCAAUCUCCGCCGUGCCUUCGACGACGUCAACCAACAGCUGCAAACCAAGUUUAGUCAGGAGCCGGAGCCCAUUGAUUGGGAUUAUUACAGAAAAGGAAUUGGACCUCGUGUGGUCGAUAUGUAUAAGGAAGCUUAUGACAGCGUAGAGAUACCCAAGUUUGUUGACACUGUGACUCCACAAUACAAACCUAAGUUUGAUGCUCUGUUGGUAGAGCUGAAAGAAGCAGAACAGGCAUCCCUGAAGGAGAGCGAAAGGUUGGAAAAGGAAAUCGCCGAGGUUCGAGAGUUGAAGCAAAAAAUAUCGACCAUGACUGCUGAGGAAUACUUCCAGAAGCAUCCAGAACUCAAGCAAAAGUUCGACGAUGAAAUCCGUAAUGACUACUGGGGGUAUGGCCCACCACAGUAAAUUUUAUUCUCCCGUCUUAUUUUACCGAUUUCAUUUACUUCAAUAAAAAUAUCUGUCGCCAUAUGCAAUGCCUUCAGAGUGUUCUUACUUUAUUAUCUGAUUGUGCCUAUUUGAACUUAAUUGCAAAAUAAUUCCUAAAA
Messenger RNA from Phalaenopsis equestris, 796 nucleotides. RefSeq names its product ATP synthase subunit d, mitochondrial. The coding region runs from base 135 to 656 and encodes 173 amino acids. The transcript has 5 exons. NCBI's taxonomy places the organism in Eukaryota, Viridiplantae, Streptophyta, Magnoliopsida, Asparagales, Orchidaceae. Gene Ontology annotation, biological process: proton motive force-driven ATP synthesis. Gene Ontology annotation, molecular function: proton transmembrane transporter activity. The record is from RefSeq and is a predicted model, not a curated record.